AUGUCUGGCUCCAAUCUACACAACGCUCUUCUCCGCCCGCCAAUAAUCCAGAUCCUGCGCGCAGCAGGCUUUCAUGCGACACGACCGUCCGUUUUAGACACCCUCGCUGACCUUACCGCUCAAUACAUCAUGAUCCUUGCUUCAUCUACGACUGCCCAUGCUGCAAACGCUCAUCCACAUGACCCUGUUCCGGUCCUCGAAGAUAUCUACCAAGCGCUGCAAGACGCAGGCGCGCUACGACCCCAGCUGCGAGAAUGGGAGGAGGACUGGCAGGGAGAAGAAGAUAUGCGAGGUUUAGAAGGCUUUCUGUCGUGGUUCACUGGGCCGGCCAACCGGGAGAUUCGACGGAUUGCUGGAUUUGUGCCCAGUGAAGGGGACAUGGUUGAUGCGGACGCUCUCGAGAAAGAAGACUUUUUGACGGCAUUGAAGAAGAAACACAGCAAAACCGGCGAAGAGUCGAGAUAUGCGGGCACCGUGCUCGGAAAGAGCGCCGACGAGCAUCCUAUCAUCAUCGAGGGUGGCGCGCCCAGUCUCCAAGACUGGGGUUCACAGAUGCGGUCGCGGGCGCCGUACAUGGCUGACAGCGAUUCGUCUGGUGUCAGUAGUGCGCCGAGCAACCUGUCCGAUGGCGAAGGGAUGGAUGUGUGA
Messenger RNA from Aspergillus tubingensis, 648 nucleotides. RefSeq names its product Bromodomain associated domain protein. The transcript has a single exon. Lineage: Eukaryota; Fungi; Ascomycota; Eurotiomycetes; Eurotiales; Aspergillaceae. Bases 1 to 648 code for a protein of 215 amino acids. The record is from RefSeq and is a predicted model, not a curated record. Gene Ontology annotation, molecular function: protein heterodimerization activity.